Molecule: messenger RNA, 928 nt
Organism: Erigeron canadensis
Lineage: Eukaryota; Viridiplantae; Streptophyta; Magnoliopsida; Asterales; Asteraceae
Product: dihydroneopterin aldolase 2-like
Exons: 3
Coding region: 337-738 (133 amino acids)
Biological process (GO): folic acid-containing compound metabolic process
Cellular component (GO): cytoplasm
Molecular function (GO): dihydroneopterin aldolase activity
Source: RefSeq, a predicted model, not a curated record
UAAGUUCCUUCUCCUCCUCUGUAAGGAAAAUUCUCCAAAAAAAUCAUUUAUUCUCCAUUCUUAUAACUCACAAAUCCGGUCAUCUAUCCCCUCAUCAUCGUUAUCAACAUUCCUUUUUACAGUUACCUACCUUUUCCGGCCUCCCGGGUCCAUUUUCAGGCGUGGUUUUAGCGGCGACAUUUUUCCGGCGAAAGCAGUUUUUAUAGUUUUCCGGUUUACUGCGGCGAUAGCAUUUUCCGGCGACUAUUAUUUUGUCCGGCCAGCCAGACAGUCCGUUUUUUGCUCUACAUAUUUUUCCGAUAAACCAUUUUUCAGACGAGAUAUCUUUUAGGAACAAUGACAUCAGAUGGGGCAAAGUUAGGAGACAAGUUGAUACUAAGAGGGUUAAUGUUCCAUGGUUAUCAUGGAGUGAAGCAGGAGGAAAAGAAACUGGGUCAGAAGUUCAAGAUAGAUGUAGAUGCUUGGAUGGAUCUUCGAACGCCUGGUCACACUGACAACAUGUCUGAUACAGUCAGUUACACAGACAUCUAUCGCAUUGCGAAAAAUAUCGUAGAAGGUCCUUCUCAGAAUCUAUUAGAAUCGGUGGCUCAACUUAUUGCAACUACAACGUUGAACAAUCACUCACAGAUAUCCGCUGUACGUGUGGUAGUUGGAAAGCCUCAUGUGGCGGUUCCUGGACCUCUUGACUAUUUAGGAGUGGAGAUUAUCAGAUAUAGAAGCACCGAUAUGCCGAUAUAAAGUGCUUCUCUUUAGACCUUAGUGUAUAAACAUAAUGUCCAAUGUUGUUAUGCUACCUCUUUUCUGAAACUGUUCUACAACUUGUUUUUCUUUUAGUUGGCCAUGGGUUCUAACAUUAUUUGAUGCAGAAAUUUGAUAGUUUGCUCUUCUGGUUAAUGUAAUAUUACACUAUAUAAGAUUUUCAUUAUCA